Messenger RNA from Alternaria rosae, 2189 nucleotides. RefSeq lists its product as uncharacterized. Gene Ontology annotation, molecular function: DNA-binding transcription factor activity, RNA polymerase II-specific; zinc ion binding; DNA binding. The record is from RefSeq and is a predicted model, not a curated record. The transcript has 4 exons. Gene Ontology annotation, biological process: regulation of DNA-templated transcription; DNA-templated transcription. Lineage: Eukaryota; Fungi; Ascomycota; Dothideomycetes; Pleosporales; Pleosporaceae. Bases 65 to 1825 code for a protein of 586 amino acids.
CGGAGAUUUACCCCUGCGACCAUUCCGCCCGCAGCUUAUAUUCUUCAGGAGCGGCGACACAUCGAUGACAUCUCUUCAUGAACCUCCAGACGCCUCGCAUGGUGAUGUAAAUGUGCCUGAUGACACCACCAGGUCGAACGCACCUGUCACAAAAAGAGCCUGCGACGCCUGUAAACGUCGCAAAGUGAGGUGCGAUGCAAUAUCUACACCAUGUUCAAAUUGCCACAUCUCUCGAUUGGAGUGCGUUUACACGAUAGCACCUCAGAAGAGAGGACCGAAGCGUAAACGAGAUGCGACCACGCAACCGACCUUCAGGAUUUCUGAAAAUGGGUCGAUGUUAGCUGCAAGUGUCCAGGCGCAUCAACGUGAUAUCUGCUCUGGUAAUACCACAACCCAAGCGCGGACGCCGACAAUCACGUCAAGAGGCGCUUCUUCGACUGCGGCGAGACGCUCACAGUCCUCACCUCAUGUGCAACUGCAGACGGAACUUGCGCCCCACAUCAUUGCGGACCAACUAAUCACCUUGUAUAUGCACUACCUCUUUCCUAUAGCACCCACUGUUCACGAACCGUCGAUUCGCGCCAUGGUACCCCUGCUGGAAGGUGAUGGAGCCCACGGCGUUCUUAGUCCCUUACCAGCAUCGCAACCACCAUAUCACGAUAUUGGAGGCAUGGUUCCAUUACGUAACCGCACAAUGUUGACAGCGAUUUGUGCGGUCACGGCUCUCAUGUUACCUGCGUCUGUUUUUCCAAUGCGGGAAGAGAUAGGACGUCAAUUCCUUACGGCCUCACGCGAGACGCUGAAGUUACAUCAAGAUUACGAUAUCGAGCAACCCGACUAUACUGCUUUGGUGACGAGAUACUACCAUUCCAACGCCUUACGUGCUGUUGGCAGAACGCGGAUAUCAUGGCACAUACUAGGGGAAGCUAUACGCCUGACACAAGAAAUGCGGCUCUACGAAGAAUCUUCAUUCGAGAAUCUUGAUCCAGUGGAGGAACAUCUGUUGAAGAACAUAUUCUGGCAGCUUCAUACUGCUGACAGAUCUGCAUCCAUCCUAAACAGUCGUCCAAUAUCGCUCCAUCGCCUAUGUGUAGGAGCUAAACCCACCACAUCUUACUGGCGCCGCCCCUCAUCCGACGCGCCUUUGCUGGACCAUUCGACCACGCCAAGCGCUCUCGAUAUAGAGAGCAUGAUCAGCCAGGGAUUUGAUCUUUAUCAAGACCUAUGGACGAAAGCAUCUGACAUAAUCAUCAAGUUCGAUACUUUGGAUGUUUGGAACGAAGGCAUUUCGGAUGGCUCUGCGUUGGUUGGCCCUCAACACACGAUAGUUAUCACUGACUAUCUCGAUUUUAUUGGCAUGAUCGAUCACUUUCGAUUUGACGUCAAGGUGCCAGAGACCACGAAUACAUCUGAUCCAGCAACCAUAGCCAGGAUUCAACGGGCUUUUGACAUCCAAAGGGUAAAUCUAUGCAUCACCUACUAUUGUCUGAAGCUAGUGCUGCUUCAGAGAUUCUACGAUGGCGGAGUAGCUGAGCAUCUCGGCGUUCCAGGGAGGGCAUAUGGGAUUGCGUUGAGAAAGAUCGAUGUUGCUAGUGACAUGGUUCGCAUACUAUCAGAAGCAUCAUUUGAGACCCUUCAAGUGAAUGGAGAGCCUUGCGUAGAGCAGAUACGACGCAUGGGAGCGACUCUACUCAAAAUUGUACAAGAGACCGAUAACUCAUCCCUGAAGGAGCGCGCGAAGUCGUUGUUUCUCACCCUCUUGGAUGUACUAUCGAGACUGGAUUCUCGCGUCUCCGAAGAGCUCGAUUAUAAUCGGGGCUUUUGAAAUAUUCGGCGAUAUAUCAAAGACGUACUACUACAGCUAAUAGUGUACAACCCAAAUCCACGCCUUUUAAGCUUACAAGACAUUACACACUCUCGGAUGGAAAUGCGCUAUCCUUCUGCACCGCCACUUUAAUCACCGCGGUCAGCUGCACGACAUCAGAGCUUUGACCGUUGAGCGUACGAAGGCCCGUCAUGGCUUUCUUAUGCUGUUAGCUAAGGUUCAGCGAUCCAGGAAACUAGGGGAGGGGUAACGUGCCCAGGACAAUAAUCACCGCUGGAGCCAGUAGCUACGCAAGGAUAGGCAUGCGCCAUCCCCAGUCAAAUUUAAUGUACUAUCUAUCGUAGCCGACGAGUACGCAAGACGA